AUGCAGCUGGUAGCAGGAGAGUCGCCAAGGUUCCUACAAGCAACCCCCGCCCGUUCACUUUUCGGAUCCGCGGCCGGUACGCCGUACAGUGCUCGCAGAUCAAUCGUCGGCACGCCUAGGAAGGGUGAUAGUGAAUCCGCGGAACUUUUGGUACAGCUUCAGAAAUUGCAGUAUGAGUUAUCGAAUCUGCAGUCGGAUAGUGAGAGGUCGAAACUUCACUUCGAGGCAAAGGAGAGAGAAACACAGGCUCGUGCCCUAGAAGAAACGAAGAAAGUGAAUGGGUUGGAAACAGACAAACGUUUCCUCUUCGAACGAAGCCAAGAACAAGCUGCUGAGCUAGAUGAUUUGCGGGCAGAGCUUGCAAAGGUCAAAGCGGAGACUGCAAAGGAAGCGAAAACCCUGCGUGAGGAAAAUAGCGCAAUGAAGGAGAAAGUAGCCCAUCUGGAUACGCAAAAUCACCUUCUUGUUGAAAACGCUCAACAAGAGUUAGACGGCAUGCAUGCCAGAGUGGAAAACUAUGAGGCGAUGAAUGCGCAAAUGCGGGAGGAAAUGGCGUCGCUGAGUAAGACACUUACGGAGAAGUCGAAUGCGUUGGCAGCGAGUGAGGAGAAGGCUACGAUAUUGGAGGAGAGGGUGAAGGAGUUGGAGUCGAGAGGUGUGGAUGCGGAAGAGAUGGCUACUGUUCAACGUGAACUUAGCCAUAAGCUGGAUGAGCUCCGGCAACUGGAGAUUGUCAACCGUCGUCAACAAACCGAGCUGGAUUCUUUGAGGGAAAAAGCACAGUCCAUCGCUGUCUUGACGGAGGAGAAAUCGAUCCUGGAGACGCGGCUGAAGCAGAUGGAGGAUUUGCGUGAACGCAAAGCCGAAGCUGAACUGAAGAUCAGCGAGUUACAGCGUGAACGCGCACAGUGGAUCUCGUUCUUGGAGGCGAACGAGGAUAUUGGGGGUGCUACACCCGAGGCUGUAUGUAAGGCCUUGGCAGAAGAACGCGGGCAACGCGCUAUCGUUCUUGAGAAACUUGGUCGUGUAGAGGUAGAACUGAGCUCCCAAGAAAGCAAAGCUAGCGAGUGGGAAAAGGAGUUGAAGGAGGUCAAGGAGGAACUCGCCACCAAGACUGCAAAAUGGGCCGUUAUGGACCGGAUCAAGUUACGUCUUGAGCGUCAGAAAGCCUUGGCAUUGCAGGAAGUGGAGUUUCUUCGGGCACAACUCAAGACAUAUGAUGAUGAGGAAAGUAUGUUCAUGCAAGGCAGCUACGACGAGCAAAAGGCGAAAAGAUUGAAUGAUAUGGAGGUCAUGUUGACUGACUACAAAACCGAACUCGCGAAACUCAUCUCUGAAGACUCGGAGAAUGCUGCAAAGGCUGGUCUUAUCGACGUCGAUGCCAUCGUCACGGGUGCUAAGCGGAAACGUGAGGAAGAUGAGGAUGAGAGGUUGGGAGAGUUAACGCGUCGGAACAGACAGUUGCAAGACGACCUCGCGAAACUUCAACAAGAGGAUAUCUUGUUGAAGAAGGAGUUGACUUCGUUACAGGCUCAGAUUGAAGAACUCGAUAAACUUGCGAAGGUUGGACAGACGCGGAUUUUGCAGUUGAAGAGUAACCCGACUGUCAAUUACCACGCUACACGUCAAGAAGAACUCGAUCUGCUCAAAGCCGAGAAUGCCUCGUUGUUGGCGCAGGUUGAAGGUCGGAUUGAGGAUUGUGGGAAUAUGGUACCAGCUGAGACUUUGACUUUGGUACGGAAGGAGAUCAAGAAAAUGGAGGCUGCACUGAAGCAGAGUGAAAUUAGGACAUCCAGACUCAAAGAAGUCAUCGGCGCAAAGAUGCAAGAGUCCCGAGAAGCGGUGUGGAAUCUUCUUGGUUACAAGAUGGAGUUCUUGCCCGAAGGUCGAGUGCGGUUGGUGUCUGCGUUGGCGAAGGACAAGCAGGCUUCGAUCGUGAUUAACUUGGAUACUGGAACGCUUAUGCGGACGGGAGAAACAACUGAUGAGGAAUGGAGUCAGGAGAUGGACGCGUUGAUGACGGAGUGGCUGGCUGAGAAGAAGACAACACCAGGCUUCCUAGCGGCACUUACGCUGAAAUUAUUGGAGGUCCAUCAGAAGAAGGAUCAAGCAUAG
Messenger RNA from Saitoella complicata NRRL Y-17804, 2115 nucleotides. RefSeq names its product MAD-domain-containing protein. Gene Ontology annotation, biological process: mitotic spindle assembly checkpoint signaling; attachment of mitotic spindle microtubules to kinetochore. Gene Ontology annotation, cellular component: nuclear envelope; kinetochore; mitotic spindle. The record is from RefSeq and is a predicted model, not a curated record. Lineage: Eukaryota; Fungi; Ascomycota; Saitoellomycetes; Saitoellales; Saitoellaceae. The coding region runs from base 1 to 2115 and encodes 704 amino acids. The transcript has a single exon.